Aspergillus pseudotamarii is the source of this 1458-nucleotide messenger RNA. Its product is annotated as SAM-dependent methyltransferase. Lineage: Eukaryota; Fungi; Ascomycota; Eurotiomycetes; Eurotiales; Aspergillaceae. The record is from RefSeq and is a predicted model, not a curated record. Gene Ontology annotation, molecular function: protein-arginine omega-N monomethyltransferase activity. The transcript is spliced from 5 exons. Gene Ontology annotation, biological process: peptidyl-arginine methylation. The coding region runs from base 277 to 915 and encodes 212 amino acids.
UUUUUUUCCCUUUUCCUCUCUUCUUGUUCUUGUUCUUGUUCUCCCUCUCCCUCUCUCUCUCUCUGUGUGUGUGUAUAUAUCUCUUUGUCCCUCUUUUUCUAAUCGCCUCCGUAUCUAUUUGUAAAUCGUCUUUUUAUGUUCGGUUGCUCCAAAAGCGGCCAAUUCGUCAUUGAUCCCGAAUUCAGAUCGGCCCACCAUCUCGGCAUCAUAUUAUCCCAAAUUGCUCUGUGCUAGACUUUCUCAUUUGGAGAUAGUCGCCUUUCAAAUUGUAUCACAAUGACAGGCCAGAACCCCUCCACAAACCCAGUCACCAUUGUGGUUGAGCAUUUGGACCCUGAAUUGGGGGCUUGGUCGGCCUUGGAAUAUGGCUGCAUCGCUCGCGAAUCGCAUGCGGCUGGCAGCCAAUUUCUCCUUAGCUCGGUGCCCACCUCUCUGCAGAUGCCAGAAGAUUUGGCCGCGACAGAAGGAUUAAAAGUCGAGCACCGCAGCAUUGAAGAGAUUUUUGCGGAUCGAAAGUCUAAGAUCUGUCUGUUAGAUCCCGCGGCUCAGGCUGAAUUGAGCCCCGCCGAUGGAGAAAUUUUUGAAGUGUUCCUUUUCGGGGGUAUCCUUGGCGAUGAUCCUCCGCGAGAUCGCACUUCGGAAUUGAGAAAGAAGGGUUAUGCUGGAAGACGACUCGGUCCCAAACAGAUGACGACUGAUACAGCCGUGCGUGUCACCCGCAUGGUUGUGCAUGAGAAAGUGCCUCUAGAAAAUAUCCAGUAUAUCGAUUACCCCGAGAUUUUAAUCAAUGAGCAUGAACGAACUGAGAUGCCCUUCCGCUACGUGAGAGGGGAUGAUGGACAACCUAUCAUGCCUCAGGGGAUGGUUGAUCUUAUCAAAAAAGACGCGGACCAGGGCAUCGAUGAUCUUUUCUGAUCUGGGCUAUAAGCGUCCACUACAAAGUGUACAAAGAAGGGGGGGAGAGAAGGGCAAGAUGUAUGUGUGUGUGUGUGUGUGCGUUAAUUAAUAAACAUGGAGACUGAUAUUUGAGCAAGUUUUCCUUUUCAUCUUCAUCGCCUUGCACUGCUACACAUUUUUUUACCACACUUGAACAGAAAAAUAAGAAACAGUUAAACAAAUUUGCCCUUUAACCAAGUUUGUCCUAUCUAUAGUAUAUACUGGCAGUGUUCAGUAUAUCAAGAAACAAUGAACCUGUCCUACAUUGGCAAGAAUAACGACUAUUUGUAGUCUUUUAAAAGCGAAUGGGGAACAGAAAGACUUAAAGAUGUUCAUCGUUGCCCUAUAGAUCCCCUAAAGAGGCAAUGAUAGGAAGAUCCGCAGUUGUUCCAAUUAACAAGGAAAAACGGAUACUUGCUUGAGCGGCAGAUCUUGGCGGCCCAUUCGAAAGCGGUCUGGAAUUAUUGCAGUACGUAGUACGAUAAUGCUGCUGAAACGACUCCAUUCAACGCCACUCCAUCG